AUGAACGACCAAGUUUUGAAAAUCGUGUUCCUGUGCGUAUUUUUCAUCGAAACUGUUGUGUUCGGCCUACUUCCUAUAUGGCUUGUGAAGAAGCUUCGCAAAGAUGGUUCGUCAGGAUUCUCAGAGAGAGCUUCUUUCAUUCUUUCUCUUCUCUCCUCAUUUGCCGGAGGUGUUUUUCUCGGGGUUUGCUUUCUUGAUAUGCUUCCAGAUUCCUUAGAAUCUUGGGAAAAGGUACAACAAGACACAAGCUACACAAGUGAUUAUCCAUUUGUCCCUCUGAUUUUCUGCUUAGGAUUCUUCCUAGUUUACAUUUUGGAGGAACUCUCAGGCAAGCUAUGCGGUCACUCACAUGGUCAGAAUGAAGAUUGUGAUGAGGAAAAGGACAUGGAAAGAAUACGAGCAGCAACAUAUUUGUCUUCAAGUAGUCGUCAUAUCCUUUCACUCGGCCAAGAAGUUCCUCAAUCUAAUGAUAACAAUUAUGUGAGUUCUAUCACUUUCGUAUCAGCUUUGCUAGUUCAUGUGACAUUGGAAGGCUUCGCAUUUGGAGUUCAGAGUGAUGUAGUCUCUAUCACGUCCCUGUUUUUUGGAAUUUGUGUUCAUAAAGCAUUAGUCAUAUUUUCCGUAGGAACUAGAAUUUCCGAACAACACCCCAACAAAACCUGGUUUAUUGUUAGUUUGAUCAUGGUUCUAGCUAUCGCUGCUCCUCUAGGUGGGGCUAUCGGAAUAAUCAUAGAAACAUCACAAAUCAGUGAAACUCCUAAAGAUGUCAUCACUUGUGUUCUAAUGAGUCUCUCUCUUGGUACUUUCAUAUAUGUUACAUUCUUUGAGAUUCUAGCGCCAGAACAUGCAAAUAAGCAUAGCAAUCUGGCUCAGUGGCUGUCUACUUUCAUCGGGUUCCUAAUCAUUGCUGGCUUGAUGAGCUUCGGUGGAUAA
Molecule: messenger RNA, 933 nt
Organism: Auanema sp. JU1783
Lineage: Eukaryota; Metazoa; Nematoda; Chromadorea; Rhabditida; Rhabditidae
Source: the annotation of a GenBank genome assembly